Boleophthalmus pectinirostris (great blue-spotted mudskipper) is the source of this 2824-nucleotide messenger RNA. RefSeq lists its product as uncharacterized. The record is from RefSeq and is a predicted model, not a curated record. Bases 135 to 2786 code for a protein of 883 amino acids. The transcript is spliced from 21 exons. NCBI's taxonomy places the organism in Eukaryota, Metazoa, Chordata, Actinopteri, Gobiiformes, Gobiidae.
UGUUGCAGUCUUGAGCGUCAGGAGCUGCUUCAGUGCUGCGCUCUCUAAACGUGACUCUUUUUAGUUCAGUACGAAGCAAAAAAAAAAAAAAAAAAAAAAAAAAAAAACAGCCAACAUUAUCAUAUAUUUUAACCAUGGGUUUAGUGUUAACGCUCGGGUGGAUACUCGUCUUAGCUUCAGUCCACGCACAAAAGGAGCCACCCAUAAAAAUCCAAAGUGAGUGUCUGGGAAACCUGUUUGGUUUUGCUGUGAGCCCAGUGACCGGGAGAAGACUGGAGGUAGCAGCUCUUUACAAUGGAUCACGAGUGGUCCUGACCCGGAGCCUGGCCUCUCAGUGUGGUUUCAGCUCCAACAUAGACGCCUCUGGGACAGUGCGCAUCUACGCCUCUAUGCUGAACUGUUUCACCCACAGCCAGAAGGACCAAGACUUCAGUUUGGAGCUGGAGCUGAGAUUGUCCAAAGACCAGGCCUACAAUGUCUCUAAGAGCUGCCAGUACAGGGACUGGGCCUCGAGGGAGGUGCUCUGCUACAGGGACCACAUGGAGGUGUCGGUGCAGAGGGUGCUGCCAGAUGACGAUGUCCUGCCAAAGUCCUCCUUCUAUGAGAGCAGGUCUGGAGAUCCCAGACGAGCUGUGGAGAAGCAGCCUGUGGAUCCAGGCUUCCUCUCCACCACCGUUCUGUUCCUCUCCUCGACAGCGGAGGAGCGCCCCCUGCUGGUGUCUGAGGUGCUGAGCAGAGGAUAUGGCUUCAGCCUCACUCACAGUAGAUUGGUCCUCCGCAGCCCAGUGUCCACAGCCGAGACCUACAUCCAGCAGGUGUCUGGUGUACCCAUGAAUGUGCUGAGGACCUCCACUCUGUUUGGGACCAAGUGGCUGGUCUCUCAGAUCGAUGCUGCAGCAGCCUGUCCCAUCAUCCAAGGUGGUGUCUCCUUCAGUGAGAGCUCCAUCCGCUGGUCACUGCCCUGGCGCAUCUCCCCCCUCCUCUCCACGGGUCAGACCACCCUGCUGGACUUAGGGCUGGGUGUGAAUGGGCAGAGACUGGAGCCCGCUGACCUGGAGGCCCGUGGGUACUCGAUCACUGUGGGAGACCCGUACAUCGUGGUGCAUAUCCCCAUUGGAGCCAAAGGAGGUCACUACAAGAGCGUGGUGCAGGAGGGCAUGUACCUGAUGUCCUACAGUGUGGAGCCCAUGCUGGAGCUGCUGUGGACAGAGGACGUGUCCACUGAACACACCCGUUACAAGGUCCUUUUCCCCAUCAGCACGCCCCUGCUCUACCUGCCCCCCCAAGUCUCCCAUGAUCUUCAGGAGAACAUGUUUAAGGUCUCCAUUGGCCCUUUUGCUCCUGACGUGAUCCUUCUCAACAUCUCAUUCCCCUCUGAGAGCCUAAGCCUGGAGCAGAGCAUCUCCAGAGGGUUCACAGUCCAGGAACAGACCCAGGAGCACAGCAGCCUGAAGACCUUCUCCGUGCACAUGCCCCUCACAGACAGAGCUGUGCUAAAAAAGAAGCACUUAGACCUCACAGUUUACUCUGCCCAUGUGAUGUUUGGGUUUCUGGUGUUACCGGAGCUCCAUCCAUUUUCUGUCUCUGCGUAUCUGGAGGCUCGGGUCAUGGACACAGUGCCCCCUUCAGUGAGUGGGUCCUGUGAUGGUCAGAACUUCCUGGUUCUGGUGCAGUCCGGCUCUCAACAUUUCCAGAUGAUGGUGGGCCAGAGUCCACUGACCUCGACUCUGGCUAAACGCUACAGCUUUGUGCAGAACGACACGCACUUCUCCCUCAUGGUGCCCAUCCUCGCACCGGACGUCAUCUAUGAGGCCAUAGAGGCGUCUUGGGUGACGGCGCGGUUGGAGCUGGUUCUGGUCUCUCCUAAGGAUCACCGCCGCAUCAAGGACUUCUCCCUGAGCUGCCGCUUCUACGCCACACUCACUGAGUGCUUCCCUAAUGGCACCAUCACAGCCCUGGCUCUGAAGCUUGAGUCUGUCCCUGGUCUGGACCCUGGUCAGCUCACUCUGCUGGACCCUGCGUGUGGACCCCGCUACAGCACAGCGCGCUACGCCUACUUCAGCUUCACCGCCAGCUCAUGUGGCACCACCCGCAAGUUUGUGAGCAACAGCAUGGUGUAUGAGAACGACAUCUCUCUGCCUGAUCAGCUGCUGGCUCAGAGGGAUGCAGAGGACACAGACUAUCAUUUGAAGGUGACGUGUUUGUACGACACCAACACCACGUCUGCAUUAUCUCUCCUGGUCAGUCCCCGGGUGAGCGAGCCCUUUGCAGAGAGCGCCACAGGCCGGCUGCACGUGCACAUGAGGAUGGCUCGCGAUGAGUCCUUCCAGAAGUUCUACACAGAUGAAGACUUCCCGCUGUCCAAGACCCAGCAGGAGGCACUGUGGUUUGAGGUGGAACUGGAGCCUGCGCUGAAGGGGAGGGUCUCUCUGGAGCUGGAGAAGUGCUGGGCCACAGAGGACCAGGACCGGACCUCGAUGCCCGCAUGGAAGUUCAUCAUUAACGGCUGUGUGAUCCCGGACAGUCCUCUCCCGGUGAAGCUUGUCCCAGUUUGGAAGGAUGCGAGAGUCCACUAUCCCCCUCAGCUAAAGAGGUUUCAACUGCUCCUGUCCCCGUCCAUCAUCCCACAGGCCAGUCCUCAGCUGUUUGUCCACUGUGACGUGACCAUCUGUGACCCCAGAAACCCCAUGGACCCUGUGUGCUCUGGACACUGUUCCGGCCAGCUGCAAGGUCCCCGAGUGUCUGCGCAGGAACACGUCUCCACAGGACCCAUCUUCAUCAGCUGACUUAGACUUUUACUACAAUAAAAAGCUUUUAAUACUAA